AUGGAAAACAGAACCGACUCUUUAUAUUUUAACCUAACCAUGUUCAUGAACAUUGGGUACUACCGUUAUCCAGCCUUCAUUUUUUCCCUCCUGCUCUAUAGCUUUAUUGUGUGUACAAAUCUUGCCAUGAUGUUGAUAAUAUCGCGGGACAGAACACUCCAUGAGCCUAUGUAUAUUUUCAUUGCAUUUCUAUCAGUCAACUCUCUGUAUGGUUCUACUGCUUUAUUUCCCAGAUUUCUCAUGGACCUUCUUUCUGAUACUCAUUUAAUCUCUCGUCCUGCUUGUUUCACUCAGAUUUAUAUUAUUUACACAUAUGCUUCCUAUGAAUUAACAAUUCUCAGCAUUAUGGCAUAUGAUCGAUAUGUUGCUGUAUGUCUUCCUUUACACUAUCAUAGAAAGAUGACCUUUAAAGUAGUCUACACAUUGAUUGUUUUUGCUUGGGUUUGUCCAGCCUGUAACCUUACAGUAAGCAUUCAUACUGUUGUCAGGCUUUCUCUGUGUGGUAACAACAUACAAAAGGUAUACUGUGCCAGUUGGAAUAUUGUCAAAUUAUCAUGUGUUACUACUGCUGUUAACAAUGUUGGUGCUUUGUUUGGGGCCAUAAUUAUUGCAUUCCUUCCCUUUGGAUUUAUCUUGUACACUUAUCUGAGAAUUGUGCUUGCAUGUUGGAAAAAGUCAUCAGAGGUCUCGGGAAAAGUAUUACGAAGUUGUCUUCCUCAUGUUAUUUCAUUUGUGAUUUAUUCAGUCACAUCAUUUAGUGAUACUGCACUGAGCCGACAAAAUCUUGAAGAAACAAAUCCAUUUGCUGCUGUGUUUUUGUCACUAGCAUUUAUUGUCAUUCCUCCAGUUCUGAAUCCCAUUGUGUAUGGCCUUAAAUUGCCAGAGAUUAGAAAACACAUUUUCAAGAUAUUAUGCUUAAAAUCUUAG
Molecule: messenger RNA, 927 nt
Organism: Cyclopterus lumpus (lumpfish)
Lineage: Eukaryota; Metazoa; Chordata; Actinopteri; Perciformes; Cyclopteridae
Product: olfactory receptor 10A3-like
Exons: 1
Coding region: 1-927 (308 amino acids)
Biological process (GO): G protein-coupled receptor signaling pathway
Cellular component (GO): membrane
Molecular function (GO): olfactory receptor activity; G protein-coupled receptor activity
Source: RefSeq, a predicted model, not a curated record